Molecule: messenger RNA, 816 nt
Organism: Sorghum bicolor (sorghum)
Lineage: Eukaryota; Viridiplantae; Streptophyta; Magnoliopsida; Poales; Poaceae
Exons: 2
Coding region: 425-781 (118 amino acids)
Source: RefSeq, a predicted model, not a curated record
GCGUCGCCACGUAUACGAUCAUGUCGCACGACACGAAUCCCAGACGCGGUGCUGAACGGCGAUACUCCAUACCCAGCAGGCAGCAACCCGGAGGGGGUUGCGACGACGGCUCCGAGUCCGAGAGCGCGGCCGGGAGGGGCGUCGGAGUCGGAGACGGCGGCUGGCGGCGUCGAAGGUCGGCUUUUGAGAGGAAACGGUAAUCGGGUUCUGGAAUCCGGAUCGGACGGCUCUCUCUCUAACGUGCUCGGAAAGAGCUCGCAGUCGAUUAUCGAGCAGAGCAGAGCAGCCCUAUAGAUAGACAGCUCCCCCGCCUCAGCUCAGGUCAGGCCUCAUCAUCAUCCUAAACCCGCGAACUCGCCGCCGCCGCGGAGCCCCUUGCGACUUGCGUUAGCGCGCGCUCGGCUCAAGGAAAGCUUGAAGGAAGAUGUCGUCGAAGGCGAGUUCCGACCCCGUAGAUCUGGAGAAAGGGAUCACCGGGCUGAGGAAGGAGGACGACCCUCGCAAGUCCAUGUGUAUAAAGCUGUCGUUGGAUGCAACGGCCUUGCUCUAUGUGCUGUUUUUUGUCGGCUUCAUGGCCUGGGCGAUUAUGGUUUCAAACACCUGGUGGGAUGUGUUGCUGGUUCUUUGUAUCCUGCUGCCCAUCUUGCUUUUGACGCUCUGGCUGACGACCAAGAUGAAGGAGGUGUGCUUUCAGGGACAUGACACGGAGGAGGCUACACUGGGAAGCGACCACACCGAUCUUAGUACCAAACUACUGCUAGCAUCUUCUAAUAAGAAAUAAGCUAAUGAAGUGAGCGACACCAUUUAGUUAGUUAA